AUGCAUAAAGCGGAACCACCUGGCAAAUAUAACCGAAACUUUUCAGUCUGCUCCACUUUUGUUCAAGGCCAUGAGGUGUGGAUCGUGAUUAGCGUCGACAUGGUGGUCUCCGACCUUUCAUCCAUCCAUGUCCCAGACAAGAGCGCGCUAAUGAGGGACGACGCUCCUUGUGAUUGCGCUGGCUGUACCAGAGAAGGAGAGACGCCGGGUGGCCUUGUGGCAAAGGCCCUAGAGCUGAACGGCUUCCCGAAGGACCUGAUGCCCGCGCAUCACAUACGACAUUGUUACGGCGAUGCGACUGGCCCCUUCCGUAUAUACCUGGAUCAAAUUGUUGAGAAGGAGAUUUGCGGAUAUCCCAUUCGCUUCGAAGCCGAGAUUAGCGGGACCAUUGAGAAUGGCUGGAUUCGAAAGCUGCAGGGUAUUCGUGUAAGACCUCUGAUCACGUGGAAGGCAGUAGAUACGCUACAAACAGGGGCGUCCUGCUACGGAAGAGUUUAUUUCUACGUGGGUUAUUUAUUUAGGAGCUUUCUAGCAACAGAGUUCGAUGGUAUUUGGUCCGUGGAUGAUGAGGAGAAUGUUGACAAGGAGGGAUGCAGCGAUGAGGAUGGGAGUUUUAGAUUGGAAGGCUGA
This is a messenger RNA of Closterium sp. NIES-65, 630 nucleotides long. NCBI's taxonomy places the organism in Eukaryota, Viridiplantae, Streptophyta, Zygnematophyceae, Desmidiales, Closteriaceae. The record is from the annotation of a GenBank genome assembly.